Messenger RNA from Thamnophis elegans (Western terrestrial garter snake), 1763 nucleotides. It is a transcript of the gene RPS13, whose product is annotated as ribosomal protein S13. NCBI's taxonomy places the organism in Eukaryota, Metazoa, Chordata, Lepidosauria, Squamata, Natricidae. The coding region runs from base 69 to 524 and encodes 151 amino acids. The transcript is spliced from 6 exons. The record is from RefSeq and is a predicted model, not a curated record. Gene Ontology annotation, cellular component: ribosome; cytosolic small ribosomal subunit; nucleolus. Gene Ontology annotation, biological process: translation. Gene Ontology annotation, molecular function: structural constituent of ribosome; small ribosomal subunit rRNA binding.
AUGUCACUUCCGGCGGAAAGAAAGACUGCCAAGGCUGCCUUCCUCGCUUCUUUCUUUUCGGCGCCAUCAUGGGUCGCAUGCACGCACCCGGAAAGGGUCUGUCCCAGUCGGCCUUGCCUUACAGGAGAAGCGUGCCUACAUGGCUGAAACUUACUUCUGAUGAUGUCAAAGAACAGAUUUACAAGUUGGCAAAGAAAGGCCUGACACCUUCCCAAAUCGGUGUGAUAUUAAGGGACUCGCAUGGGGUUGCCCAAGUUCGUUUUGUGACUGGUAACAAAAUUCUGAGGAUUCUUAAAUCCAAGGGACUUGCCCCUGAUCUCCCAGAAGAUCUUUACCACUUAAUCAAGAAAGCAGUUGCUGUCCGCAAGCAUCUUGAGAGGAACCGUAAGGAUAAAGAUGCCAAAUUCCGACUUAUUUUGAUUGAGAGCAGAAUUCACAGGCUGGCUCGUUACUACAAGACCAAGAGAGUACUCCCACCUAAUUGGAAGUACGAAUCAUCCACGGCUUCUGCUCUGGUUGCAUAAAAAUUCUUAUUACGACCAUGGGAAUCUAAAACAUCUUGUAUUCGUGUUAUGCCUACUUCAGAGUGAUGUCAUUGAUUUCUUAUUUAAAAUUGGAAGGAUAAGUUAACACGUUUACUAUAUCAAUAAAAGCUUCUGGAUUUUUUCCCAUUUGAUAAUAUAAUUUGAGUUCUUUAAAGCUGCUGUGGUCUUACAAAUAUUUUUGGUUUUCUAUAAAUUUACUAAUGGUUCUUGUUAACUAUGUACACAUUGAGUGUUGUAUUGAAACUUUUCCUAUCACAUACUUUGCUAUCUUUGGGAGACAGCAUUAAUGAAAAUGGAUGACUUGAAAGUGCUUGAGGUUGAAAUCAGAGCUACUUAUAUUUCUCAGUUAUAUUUGUUUUCAGUUAGAAUAAAUGGUGUAUGAUGAAGAAUAAAGAAGGACCAAUCUUUCAAAAUGCUUCUUUGCCCAUAUUGGGAAUUUGGAAAAAAUGGGCUUUUAGGCUGAAAGUUAAUUCUUUCAAAACAAGAAUUAUAUGAAUAGAUUUUUCAUUUAAUUUGGAAAAAGUGGAUUUCCUUUAAUUAAUACAGCUAUAGUAAUGGAGAUAAGGGCCACUUAUCUUUACCCCUCCCCUGGCUUUUAUUUUUAAUGAAAAGAGAAGAGAAACAUUUACCAAUCAAUUAGCUUUCAAAUGAACUAGUAGUAAAUAUCCAACUCAAUUUUGGGGAACAAUAAGAUUUUUUUCUUAUAUGUGUGUGGGAGACUGCUAAGGUCUUGUCUUUUCUUGUAAAAGAUACAAUGGGCAGUACUAUAAUGUCUUUAUAAAAUUGCAUAGAAUUACCAUCUAAAUGUUUUCCUCCAACUAUAAAAUGGAUGCAGAGCAGGAAAAUAAACAAUUUGGAAUAGAGCUUGAGCACUUGUUUGCAAAGUGUAAAUGGGAACUAUUUUGUUUUUCUCUCAGAUUGGGCUAACUUUUGUUUCUUGAGCACAAUUAACUAUUUUAGGUUCAAGGUAGUUCAAUAAAUCGUCUAGCAUGUGCUUAACCUAAUAUGCUGUUAGAGUGUGUCCAAAAGAAAUUUUAUAAAUUACUAGAGACUGUUAUGGAGAUAGUCAUUGUGUGUAUCUAAACUUAUCCCUCAAGCCAAAUAUGGUCAUGACAUAUUCUGAGGUUUCCUAAUUUUGUUAGGUGUAUCUUUAGCAAUUCAGAGAUUAUCAUUGAAAGCUUUUAUAUAUUUCCCCAUCAUUAAAUGUCUGAACUUCAA